Coregonus clupeaformis (lake whitefish) is the source of this 1349-nucleotide messenger RNA. RefSeq names its product C-X-C chemokine receptor type 4-like. The transcript has 2 exons. Gene Ontology annotation, biological process: neurogenesis; brain development; immune response. Lineage: Eukaryota; Metazoa; Chordata; Actinopteri; Salmoniformes; Salmonidae. Gene Ontology annotation, cellular component: membrane. Gene Ontology annotation, molecular function: G protein-coupled receptor activity. Bases 52 to 1176 code for a protein of 374 amino acids. The record is from RefSeq and is a predicted model, not a curated record.
CAGAAGUGGCAAGAGAGAACAGAGAGAGAGACAAAUAUAGCUGUCUCCAUCAUGACCUACUACAACCACUUUGUGAUACAAGAAUCGGAUUAUGACUACAAUGACACGAGUUACGGUUUUGGUUCUGGCUUGGGCGAUUUCGGCGCUGGAUUUGAGGAGCCGUGUGACCGUGAGCUGCUGAGCCCCAGCGUGCAGCGUAUCUUCAUCCCGGUGGUGUACGGUUUCAUCUUCACCCUAGGGAUCACCGGGAAUGGCCUGGUGGUGUUUGUACUGGGCUGCCAGCGGAAGGCCCGGCUCAGCCUAACGGACCGCUACCGGCUGCACCUCUCCGCCGCCGACUUGCUCUUCAUGCUGGCGCUGCCCUUCUGGUCUGUGGACGCAGCGCUAGGGGACUGGCGCUUCGGAGCAGUCACUUGUGUGGGUGUGCACGUCAUCUACACGGUGAACCUGUAUGGCAGCGUGCUGAUCCUGGCCUUCAUCAGUCUGGACCGCUACCUGGCUGUGGUCAAAGCCACUGACACCAGCACCACACACAUCCGGCAGCUGCUAGCUCACAGGUAUGUGUACGCUGGCGCCUGGCUGCCUGCUGGUCUCCUCGCCAUCCCAGACAUGGUGUUCGCUCGGACCCAGGAGGCAGGAGAAGGGGAGAUGGUGUGUGCAAGGCUCUAUCCGCCAGAGAACGCCCCACUGUGGGUGUCCCUGUUUCAACUCCAGAUGGUGCUGGUGGGGCUGGUGGUGCCGGGCCUGGUGCUACUGGUGUGUUACUGUGUGAUCGUGUCCAGGCUGACCCGCGGCCCUCUGGGAGGACAGAGGCAGAAGAGGAGGGCGGUGCGGACCACUGUGGCUUUGGUUCUCUGUUUCUUUCUCUGCUGGCUGCCGUACUGCAUUGGCAUUGCAGUGGAUGCUCUCCUCCGCUUGGAGCUGAUCCCUCGGGGCUGUACGUUGGAGUCAGGCCUUGGGGUGUGGUUAGCGGUGUCUGAGCCAAUGGCGUACGCCCAUUGCUGCUUGAACCCGCUGCUCUAUGCCUUCCUGGGAGUGGGUUUCAAGAGUUCUGCUCGCCGCGCCCUCACACUUACACGCAUGUCCAGCCUGAAGAUUCUCCCGCGUAGACAAACAGGCGCCAUGACGUCCACAACGACAGAGUCAGAGUCAUCUAGUAGUCUGCACUCCAGCUAACAAAGACAAUAGGCUAUAGCCUAAUGAUAUGUGUGUGUGUGUGUGUGUGUGAGAGAGAGAGAGAGAGAGAGAGAGAGAGAGAGAGUAAGGAGAAGUCUGCUGGUCAGUUCUUCCUAAUGUCUUGAGAUUUUUUUGUAAAUAUAUUUUGUUUUGCCACCAUUCGCUGUUGUUAU